GGUUCAUGUCCAACAGCCAUUUUUGUAAAACACAAACAACAAGACGACCGAGCGAGACAGAAAAAAUUCAUUGCGACCGUUGCAGACACAGGAAAAAAUAUAGAUAAACAAUUCAGCAUCGAACUCACACAAGACGAGUGUUGAAAACAGAGACACACCAGUAGUUCAAUCCAUCGGUUCCUGCGCAGCACGUACGUGCAAAAAGUGUGAGUUCUUUCAAGAAGAUCCAACUCUGGAGAAAAUAGUGGCUGGCUAACGUUAGUUUAGCCUAGCUGGCCAGCAGGCUCGCAGAAGAGGUGUGAGGAGUUGGGAGCUGAAUGCUUGCCUAUGUAAAAAUAAUUCACAAAAAUUCAGAAUAUAUGUGAAAGAGAUCAAGAAUUGAGAGAAGAGUUACCCAGCAAUAGUUACGGCAUUACAAACUGCCCUCAAAGUUUUUUCAAACAGCAAUUGCUGUUAUUUAUGCUGCCACAAAUUCUUAAUCAUAGUGUGUUUGUUUUUCUCUAUUUCUCUCUGAAGUGUUUUCAAAUUGUUGAAUCUUUUUUUAAAGAUCUGAAGUUACUGGCACAUUAGGGUGGCGUGCCAUCUUUAGGAGUUCUUAUAUCUGGCUAGAUAUUCAUCAGCCGUUAUCUCUCUGAAACUGGCAGCUAUUAUAAUAUUCAUACAGAGUUUAGAACUACCAAGUCCACCUCAGCACACAGAACCACCGUACGGGUUCUGACAGAACCACCUCAUUCCUGUCCCCCCCGAUCAUACUGGUCCUUUACAGUCCUGUUCUUUGGACAAGAAACCCUGGGCCCUCUGGACAUACAGAAUAUGACUGCUGAGACACUUAACUUCGGUCCAGAAUGGCUCCGUGCACUAUCCAGAGGGGGGAGUGUGACGUCCCCUCCCCCUUCCCCUGCAAUGCCAAAGUCCAAGUUGGCCGACUACCGCUAUGGCCGCGAGGAGAUGUUAGCACUUUAUGUCAAAGAUAACAAGAUCCCUGAGGACAUGCAGGAUAAGGAGUUCGCUGCUAUCCUGCAGGAUGAGCCUCAGCAGCCGUUGGCCUUGGUGCCCCUGACUGAAGAGGAGCAGAGAAACUUCUCCAUGUCUGUGAACAGCGUGGCUGUGCUAAGGCUUAUGGGUAAAGGAGGUGGAGCUGUACCAACAGGUGUAGCUAGAGGGCGUGGAAGCACUCGAGGUGGUCGAGGGAGAGGCAGAGGAGAGGGCGGAUUCUACCAAAGAAGUGUGGAUGAAGAGGUUGGUUUUGGUCGAGGACGAGAGAUGCACCGCAGUCAGAGCUGGGAUGACAGAGGUGAGCGGCGCUUUGAGAAGCCCUUGAGGCGUGAUGGUGGGCGUGGUGGUUUUGAGGAGGGAGGAGCAGGAGGAAGGAAGGACUAUGCACGCUCAGACAGUGAAAACUGGCGUAUACUCCGAGAAGAUCAGGAGGACGAUGAUGGGGCAGAACCUGGGGGAAGCUGGAGAAUUGCUGGAGUUCGUCGUGACGAUGGGGGUCCUCGUUCAGCCGGUUGGCGGGAUCACGGCAGUGGGGAAGGCCGUCGUAGGAAGUUCGACUUUGACUUCCGAGAUGGAGAAGGCGGACGUAGAAGGGCUGGAAGUGAGGGGGGAGAGGAAGAGCGAGAUGGCCUGCCUGAGUGGUGCACCGAUGAAGAAGAAGGGGAGAUGGGUACCUUUGAUUCUUCUGGAGCCUUCAUGUGCAUCAAGAAAAGCUCCAGAGAUGCAAUCCCUGAAGACCAGGAACUGGAAUUUGAGGCUCUGAAGGAGGAAGAGGAGGGUGGUCAGGAGGACAGCCCUGUUGAUAAAUCGGAAGCAUGUGAGGCAAUAACUGUGUGUGAUGGAGACAGAAAGUCAUCAUCUCCUCAUGCUGUGUCUGCUCCUGCCCCUGUACACCCUGUUGCAGAGGAAGACACUCCCAAACCCAUAGUCACUCCUCCUUCAAAACCUGCACCCCAACCAGCUGAAGAUACAGCUCCAGCAGGUGGCACCACACCACAGACGCAGAGCUCCUCUCCUCCCUCAACCACUGGUACGGACCUUCCAACAGUAGGGGGAGACACCGAGGAGGAAGAUGGCAUGAAGCACCUUCAGCAGGAGGCUGAGAAGAUGGUGGCGUCUCUGCAAGACACGUCCCUUGAAGAGGAAUGUUUCACUCAGGCUCUUCAGGAGAGCCACAUCUCUGCGGCACACACUCACACACACCCGAAUACGCACACACACUCUCACUCCACCCAACACAGUCUCUCGCACUCUGCCAGCGCUCUGCCCCUGUCCCAUGAAUCUGCAAUGAAGUGGUUCUACAAAGACCCUCAAGGGGAGAUUCAAGGUCCAUUCACUACAGUGGAGAUGUGUGAGUGGUUUCAGGCAGGGUAUUUCACCAUGAACCUGCUGGUCAAACGUGGCUGUGACGAGGGAUUUCAGCCCCUGGGUGAAGUCAUCAAGAUGUGGGGGCGUGUGCCUUUCUCUCCCGGCCCCUCCCCUCCUCCACUUCUGGGGAACAUGGACCAGGAGCUAUUGAAGAAACAGUUAGAACAAGCUGCCACUGCAGCCCUGUACCAACAACUUCAGAUGAGAUUUCAGCACAUGAACAGGUGUGGGGAGACUGGGAUGAUGCCUGCGAUGAACAGGUCCAUGUCAGUGCCAGACACCGGGCCCAUGUGGGACAUGCCUACCUCAGUCUCUCAGCAGUCAGGCGGUGAGACCAGUCUGUGGGACUUAACCAUGAGUAACUCCGCUCAGGGUCCAACUCUUGAACAUUUGCAGAAAAUCCAGCAGGAGAGGCGUGAAGCUGAACUCAGGAAGCGUGAAGAAGAGGAGAGAAAACGGAGGGAGGAAAAGCGCCGACAGCAGGAGGAACAGAAGAGGAGAGAGGAGGAGGAGCUUUAUAGACGAAAACAGCAGUGCCGUCAGCAGCAGGAAUUGAUCAUGAAGUUUCUGCAGCAGAGCCAGCAGCAGCAGAGCGUGCCAGGGGGUGCAGGGUGGAGCAGCCAGGCAGGAGGUCUGUCUCUGGGCAAGGCUACCGGAAAGAGCAUGGCACUCCUGGAGCUGGAGGCAGAGAGACUUCACAAACAGCAGCAGCAGAGAGCUCAGCAGCAGCAAAGGCAUGGAGGUUUGACAAUGGGCCAGUGGAGUGAUGGCCCAUCUGGAAUGUGGUCAGGAUCUGGCAUGGAUGGGAAGGUCGGAGGUGGCAACCCUGCUAUGGGCAUGUGGGAUGAGGCCAUGAAGAACCAGGCCAGCCAUCGCAACAUUGGCCUGAAGAACAGCCGCAGCAGUCCCUCUCUCAGUGAUCAGUACAUGCUGAAUCGUCGUAAGCGUACUGACGAUGAGGAGAGACUUCUAAAGCUGCUUCAGGGGAUGAAACCUCAGGAUGGUUUCACCACUUGGUGUGAACAGAUGCUCCACGCUCUCAACACCUCUGCAAAUAACUCCUCUUCAGUGGAUGUGCCCACCAUUGUGGCAUAUCUGAAGGAGGUGGAGUCUCCAUAUGAAGUUCAUGACUUCAUACGCAUUUACCUGGGCGACACCAUUGAAGCCAAAGAGUUUGCCAAGCAGUUCCUGGAGCGCCGUGCCAAACAGAAAGCAAACCACCAGAGACAACAGCAGCAGGUUUGUAAAGGACAAUUUCUCUUGAAAGUACUUUUUCUUGCAUUCUGGAUGAGUUUUAACGUACUGAAAUUUUCACAGCUGUCCAAGGAAGUCUCUGGAUUGAACAUGAACUUCCCCCUGCAGUCAAUGUUCCAGGCAGCUCACAUGAAUAAGGGCGGCAGUGUGUACGACACUCAGGGAGGAAAAGCGAAGAAAAAGCCUAGCAUGAUGCUCCAUUCUGACCCCAGUAUCCUCGGCUACUCAUUCCUGGGGGGAGGUGAGCUGGAGCAGGUGGAGGAUUACUGACCCAGCCCGUCUACUUGAGUUUACCUGAGGCCUUAAACCUGGAGCAAAUCAGCAGAGGAAUGUGCACUGCUCAGUGAGGGAAGGGGCGGGCAAUAUUUGUCCACGCCCCCUCUCUCUUUCUCCCUCUUUCUUUCACUUGCACCGUGAGAGGAGCAGAAGGAGGUUAUCGGGAGGUUCGGCGUGAAGAGGAGAUCCUCUUCCGCCUCCCUUCAGUAAAGCACCUUACCUAAACCAUUGCACUUUAAUGUUUCAUAUUUGAAAUGGAGUUGUUUUUUUUGUUUUUUGUUUUUUUUUGUUCUUCUUUUUUUUUUUUACAAUGCAAAAAUGUGUGAAUAUAUUGUUGCAUAUAUUAUGUGUAGAAUAUUUGUAUGAAUAUACAUACGAGAGGUAGGAACGGAGCGGUGUCCGCCGUAUCAAAAAAAAAAAAACGUGGAGGUUGAGAAACAUUGUUAGGGGAGAUUCGAGCAUCUCUCCUAAAAGACAAACACUGUUGUAUUUUUAUGUUCAUGGUAAAGCUAUAAAAAUAUGAAUUUGAAAACUUGAAGAUUUGCACUUGUUUAACAAAACAAAAAGACAAAAAAAAAACGUUAGUAUAGAUUGAGGUUUUUCGUGAGCGCGUGUGCAAGCGUAAGAGAGAUGAAGUCUGCACAAAUUUUAUUGCUUACCGACCUGUAUAAAACAAAUGCCAUGCUUUUAUUUUGUUCAAUACAAUUUUGUACUUCAUUGAGCAUGUGUGCUAAAGUGUGAGUGCGCGCGUGAACGGACAGAAGUCGUUUGUGUUUGCGCUUUUUUUGUACAUAGGCUCUUAAAGAGACCGAUGGGACAGUCAAGCAUUGCGUUUUUACCCUCCAGUGUUUCAAAGCAUGACUGAGGUGCUGUUUGGCCCGUUUGGCUCUGUUCUAAGAGGGCAAUCGGGGUUUAUGGGUUUGUGUUUGGUGUAUAAAUGUAGCUCCUCUGUUGUAGUUGUCUGCACACAAACUACUUACAUUACAACUCUUCCCUUUCACCCAUUCUCAGUCCACGAUGUGAAAUGUUGCCUUCUGUCCAGAAAGUGCGUGCGUGCGUGCGCGUGUGUGUGUAUGUGUGUGGAUUCUGUUGGCUGGUGAUUUGAGACAGUCACAAGGGCACUGUGAUUCUGUAUGUCAGUUGUGUUACUUUUUUGUUGCUGUUGAAAAAGGAUGAAUGAUUUAUUUUUUUAUCGUUCUAUACAAAGUAUUUGAACUUUAUGAGUUGGAGCACUUUCUAGGCUGCUACCUUGUAUUUUUUGAAUAAUGUUUUUAUUUGUUAGGUUUUUUUCUUUAAUUUUAUUUGCCUCAUGAGGAUGUUGUAUUAUGAAUGAAUGUAUUCCAAAACAAACUAUGUAUAACAGUGCAUCUAACAACAAGGCUUGAGUGUCUCGAUAUGAAACGGGACACGCCUCACCAUUCGGAAUAUGCCUAUUGUCAGAGGUCAGAUUCUGGGACUUGCAUGGCCUGUAUCAAGCUGGCGGGUCUCCAGCCGCUAGUGCUCUUCCAAAACUUUCUCACAGCGCCUGGAGAUUCCGAGUUUGUCUACCAACACCUUGAUGGAACCGUUUUGCCGUCUUGUUACUUACGUUCUUGGUACAGGGCCAUUGAGAGCCAAGGAUCUGCAGUGUGUAGCAGUACUUUUUUUUUUUUUUUCUUUUGGAAAGACAGAAUCUAUUUUUUCUCCCUAAUACAUGAGUUUGGGGAUUGAAGUAUGUGAUGUUUUGCAUCAUUCACUCACCUGAAUCCUCUGGAUAGGAAGAGACUGGGGAUCGGAAUGGAGAUUUCGGUACUUGAUCUGUAGGAAAAAAAGAAAAAAUUCUGCUUUAAGCGCAUUUCACUCUAUUCUGACUGGAUUAUAUUUUUGUAAAAAAAAAACAAAAAACAAAAGACAAUGACUGAAAACAAGCAAGGAGAAGUGGAUAUCAGCACUAACCUAAACGCCAUCCUGGAGUCCGAAAAGGAGUGGCAACCAGCUGCAUUUAGUGCUACACACGGAGAGCGAGACGGAGGGAAUAUAUGCGGAUCCAUUUCAUCCUCACACCAAAGGGAUGGAGUUUUCUGCAUCCUUUGAGCUGCAAUCCCCACUGCUCUCUGCAACACUAUCAAAUGAAGGAAAAUCCUACAGCAUUUGAAAAAAAAAAAAAAAAAAAAAAAAAAAAAAAAAAAAAGUGGUCAUUUGAAUGUUUGAUUUAAAAAAAAAAAACCUUUAUGCCUUUUUAGAAGAUUAUCGUGCGGAGAAACUGCAGAUUCUCACGUCUAUCAAUCAUUUCUUCAAAAACUCUCUUCCCUGUUGAGGGGUAGUGGAGUCUAGAUGUGAUGAAUGUUUGGAGAGGAGACGAA
This is a messenger RNA of Labeo rohita (rohu), 6236 nucleotides long. RefSeq names its product GRB10 interacting GYF protein 1b (gene gigyf1b). Bases 814 to 3888 code for a protein of 1024 amino acids. Gene Ontology annotation, biological process: insulin-like growth factor receptor signaling pathway. The record is from RefSeq and is a predicted model, not a curated record. Lineage: Eukaryota; Metazoa; Chordata; Actinopteri; Cypriniformes; Cyprinidae. Gene Ontology annotation, molecular function: protein binding. The transcript is spliced from 24 exons.